UGACGACAAGUGCUGGAAGAAAAAUUGUGGUGCUGCUGCUCACUGGAAAAAGUUCCUUUCCUGGUCCGUUGUGUAUCGCAGCAGAUUAAAUAAGUGCUUAUUCCAUUACAUUAAGAACCCAUAUUGACGGCUGCAUUGAUAUAUAGUCAAAAGAAAGGUAGCUUCCCAUCGGGCCGGUCGUGUUUACAAACGAUUUUUUUUUCUACGGCUGCAAAUUUCUUCCCCCACCAAAUCGAAUUUCACUACUCGAAAAGCGCUGUUUACGCUGUUAAAUCCUACGCGGUGGAACAAACGGAAUGACCUCGACGACGAUUCCCACCAUCUGCAAGGAUCUGGACGGUGACGACCGGUGGCUCAGUGUGCACAAGCGGUUCGUGCAGGAGUGCAAGGAGAAAGACCCGGACGUGAUGUUUGUCGGAGAUUGCAUUCUGGAAGCGCUGCAGUUCACCGAAUACUGGAACAGUCACUUUGUGCCGAUGCAUUGUUUGAAUUUCAGCAUACGAAACGACCGGACCCAGAACGUGCUCUGGAGACUGCAGAACGGCGAGCUGGAAAACGUGAGGCCAAAGGCGAUCGUGCUGCAUGUUGGAACGAAUAAUAUUAGCGACAGCGCCGAAGAGGUAACCGAAGGACUGUUGGAACUGGUGAAGACCAUCCGGAGCAAACUGGCCGACGUGUAUAUCGUGAUUCCGACUCUUCUUCCCCGUGGGCACCAGCCGAACGCACUCCGAGACAAAAACCGUGCCGUCAAUCAGCUUCUCAAGGAACGCUGCGUCGGAAUGAACAAGGUGCAGAUUGUUUGCGUCGACUCGGGCCUGAUACAGAGUGACGGUACCAUCAGCCAUCACGAUAUGUUCGACUACCUGAACCUGACGAACGUGGGCUGCAAAAAGGUGUUCGAGCCUGUUUGGGACCUACUGCAGCAGAUACUGACCGAAAACGAGAAGGAGCGUGACCUUACCCCAUCGGAGUGAACCAAGAACGACGGCGAAUGGUACGAGUCAAUUCUCUUGGAACAGGCAACAGGCAUUGGCAGCGAUAGUGGUAGAGCUGUGCGACAUUCUCAUACUUCUUACGAACAUUCUUAGCCAGUAGGUCAUUUGUUUUGUCUCAUUUGCAACUCGAUGUAGGAUUAAAGUCAAACAACUUAUAAAAUUGCACAUUCCUCUUGAUUAUGAUAAAAAGCUUAUUAGAAUGUUUAUAUUCGAUAGAACUAUGAACGUGUUUCAUAUUAAUCGUUAUUUUGACUCACAAUGAUAUUAUUUAUUCCAUGUAUCCAAUAUUUAUUAGGCAUAGUGUUAGCGUUAUAUCGCUGAUGGCGAAGUUAUUUCUCGGCUAGUAUAGUUUUUAUAAAAAAUAAUCAUUGAUAGUAGCUUCCAGAAAUUUCUGUUUUGGCUCCAACCGUACUAGGCUAGUUGUUAAGAUUUGGCCCUAUUCUUUAGACCGCCGUCUUCUUACGAAUAUGUAGUGAUUCUUAAAACAUUCCACCUUACCUCACAAAACUAUUCAAAGUAACGAGUAAUUCCACGAGUUUAGAACACUAGAAUUUACUAUGAUCUCAAUCUUGAUGAACUGAAAUCUACGACGAAAUACAAAUCUACUCUAAACAUGGUUGCAUAUUUUUCUAUACUGUUCUUACAUGAAAAAUAUAAGAAAUAGUGCUAACUACUAAAUCGGAGCAUUGAAUAUAAAGUGCGCGUUAAUGCAAGAGACUUCUUAUCGGACUUGAACAAAUCAACAACCAAAUAACAUAAACUUAUUGGAAAAGGAAGAAAAGAUUUCAGCUCCGGGGAGGUGCAGCAUGCAUACAUUGCUGCGAACUUUCCAAAUAUAAUUUAUUUUUGUACUAGUUUACAUUUUGUUAUAAUUACCUUUUAACUUCAUGUAUUCAAUAACCGAUUACACUUAAUUAUAGAUUUUCAACUGCAAGUUUGUUUGAAUUGGAAUUCGUAAUCCGGGUUCAAGUCGUAUUCCAAAGAUUGUGGUCUGAUAACGAAACAGAUGCGGAAGAAUGAUAAACAUGAUAUAUGAUGAGCGAAUAACCCCUAGAAUAACCAGAUGGAAAUAAAGAUGCUGUGCAGUGAUUUUGCUACUGAAA
Messenger RNA from Armigeres subalbatus, 2098 nucleotides. RefSeq names its product platelet-activating factor acetylhydrolase IB subunit beta homolog. The transcript is spliced from 2 exons. Lineage: Eukaryota; Metazoa; Arthropoda; Insecta; Diptera; Culicidae. Bases 297 to 974 code for a protein of 225 amino acids. The record is from RefSeq and is a predicted model, not a curated record.